CUGUACCGCUUCAAUUUAAAUCUCAGGUCAACAAACGUCGCAAAAAGUCAUUUUUAUAAAAAGUUUUGUUGAUUAACAUCUCAGAGAAUUUUAUUUCCAAGACGUAGCUAUGUAUAUUUUGAUUUUGUUUAUCAUCUUCUUUCCAGUUUGUCAAGUACUGGGUACAGGGCAAUGGAGCAUGUCUGCCUAUCCACCGACUACCAUGCGAGGAAAUAGUGUUAGCAUAUAUUGUUAUUACUACAUGAAUACAGACAGGAUAAUUCCUGAAAUGUUUAUGGAAAUCCGGCAAACUAAAAACAGCGACUGGAAGGAAAUUGCAAUGACAAACACUACAGGAUCCUAUCUCCUUGUGAAGGAUCAGGAUCAACAAAAUUAUUCAAUAUCCUCAUCCUAUGUUUGCUAUGAAGGGUUUAGAUGUGGUAUCAGGAUUUUUGCAUCCUUUGCAUUGAGCAAUUGUACGGUAGAUCCGGACCUCUACUCGAUCUUCAGAUGUAAAGUUUCCAACGGAAGUCAGACUUUUAAAAGCAGCGAAAAAAGUUUUGUGUCAACAAAAGGUCAACUUCCUUCAGAAAUGCAAAAUCCAACCAUUAUAAGAAGCAAUGGUGAAAUACAAACGGGUGGUAAAGAUCCUUUCAGACCCGGAGAUGUGAUCCAUCUACAAUGUGAAGGAGAAAUUGAGAGUGUUAAUGGCAACCUAGCGAGAAAUUGCUAUGAGAAUACUCAUCAGUUUCUAUGUUUCUGUUUAAAAGAUAUUAAAAGAUAUUAUAUAAGGUGGUGCAAGAAAAAAUUAGGAACAUUUGAUGAAAUACCUUUACAAAAUCCUCCAAACUCUGGUUUGGUACGGAGCAGCAAGGAUGGUUGCACAAAUGUGCAGAAGUCGGAAAUAUUUUACCAUAUCAUGGAUAGUGAUGCACAUCUGGAAAUUAUGUGCGAAUCCGGAUAUAACACACGUAGGAAAAAAUGUGGUAAUGGAAGCGCAAACUCAACAAUUAUAUUAAACACAAGCAUUACAAGUAAUGGUAAUUAUUAUAAUUAA
This is a messenger RNA of Saccostrea cuccullata (small rock oyster), 1036 nucleotides long. RefSeq lists its product as uncharacterized. NCBI's taxonomy places the organism in Eukaryota, Metazoa, Mollusca, Bivalvia, Ostreida, Ostreidae. The transcript has 5 exons. Bases 110 to 1036 code for a protein of 308 amino acids. The record is from RefSeq and is a predicted model, not a curated record.